Messenger RNA from Tachysurus vachellii, 1119 nucleotides. RefSeq names its product stathmin-like 4, like (gene stmn4l). Gene Ontology annotation, molecular function: tubulin binding. Lineage: Eukaryota; Metazoa; Chordata; Actinopteri; Siluriformes; Bagridae. The record is from RefSeq and is a predicted model, not a curated record. Gene Ontology annotation, biological process: microtubule depolymerization; neuron projection development; regulation of microtubule polymerization or depolymerization. The coding region runs from base 166 to 735 and encodes 189 amino acids. The transcript is spliced from 6 exons. Gene Ontology annotation, cellular component: cytoplasm; neuron projection.
AUUCUUCUUAGCCAAUCAGGGCACAGGGAGGUGAUGUAAUGCUUUAAAGAGCAGAAGUGGUGCUGAUGCUGCGCAGUCCGACAGCGGCAGAGAGACGGGACAAAACACAGACACACAGACAUCAUACCGAAGAGCCGAGGCUCAGUGACCCUCUGAGAUACAACAAUGACUCUCACAGCGUACAGAGAGAAGAUGAAGGAGCUUCCCCUGGUGGCCUACUUCUGCUCCUGCAUCAUUCCAGAGACUAAAGAGAAAACCAACAAAAAAACUCACCAAGGUGUGGUGGAUCUGAACUUGUGCCUUAUCAAAGACAUGGAGGUGAUCGAGCUGAACAAGCGAUCUUCAGGUCAGGCCUUUGAGGUCAUCCUGAGGCCUCCAUCGUUUGACGGUCAGAGAGAGUUUAAUCCCAGCAUCCCGCCCCGCAGAGACCCCUCACUGGAGGAGAUCCAGAAGAAGCUGGAUGCUGCAGAGGAGAGGAGGAAGGGUCAGGAGGCUGAACUCCUGAAAUAUUUGGCUGAAAAGCGAGAGCACGAGCGUGAAGUGGCUCAGAAAGCUGUGGAGGAACACAACAACUUCAUCAAGAUGGCCAAAGAAAAGCUGGAGCAGAGAAUGGAGAUCAACAAGGAGAACAGAGAAGCUCACAUCACUGCCAUGCUCGAGCGCCUACAAGAGAAGGAGAAGCACGCUGAGGAGGUGAGGAAAACCAAAGCUCAGAUGGAGGUGGACUGGCAGUAGAACAAACACACUGUGUUUCUGUUUCAUUUUAACUUCUUGUCCAUGUCACCUGAGCUUCAUCUGCCUGGAGGUUGAUGUUGUGAUGUAAUAACAGUUGUUAGGGAGGAGAAACAUGUGAUUUGGGUUUCAUUUCUGAGCUUUGGCGUGAGUUUUGGGAGCAGAACGCUCCGUAGCAGUAGUUGUGAUGUGUCUUUGUGAUGAUGUAAAAACAUGUAGUUGUGUAGCUGCAGUUGUUGUGUAUUAGUGUUAUCUGAUGUGUUAGGAAAAAAAUGUAAAAUAAAGUAAGGGUUAGAUAUUAGAGAAAGUGGGCGGGGUGAUCCAUGGAGCUUCUUCCUGUUUGUUUAACUGCUCUGCACGAUCUGAUAAAGUGUGUAAAACUCCGUU